CAGACCCACGGAGCUGUGAGACAUUGUCUACGUGUGUGAGUGUAUAGGUGGGAGAUCAUGUCGGGUUCAAGUUCAACCCUGAGAGUGCGCUACUUCCUCACCUUUGCCACAGGCCUUGUGGAGUGCCUGUGCUUCGCAGGUGCUGUGUUUGGAUGGGCUUCGCUUGUUUUUAUUCUCAAAACAGAGGGUUACUUCAGCUCCCUGUGUCUCAAUGCCACAAGAGACAAUGGCACGCACGUCUUGGAUUGCAGUGGACAGGAUGCACAGUUCUCACUGAUUUUUACCAUUACCUCUUUCUCGAACAAUUUCCUGACACUUCCCAAUGGUGUUGUGUAUGACCACUUUGGCACCAGAGUGGCUCAGCUAUUAGGAAUAUUUCUCUACACCACUGGCACCCUGUUGGUAGCUUUCUCGAGUGCAGCUUUGCCUGAGCUGCUCUAUCCAGCUCUUCCCUUCAUGGCUGUGGGCGGCCUCUUGUUCCUCAUCACUAACAUGCAGGUCGGGAACCUCUUUGGUGCACGUCGCUCCUCCAUCAUCACUCUCUACAACGGGGCCUUUGAUUCUUCAGCUGGACUCUUUCUCAUUAUAAAGAUUCUGUAUGAGGCUGGCGUCCCUUUCAAAGUCUCCCUCCUCUUUAUAGCCUCAUGCAGUGUUAUUCACUUGUUGAGGUCCUUCUUCCUGAUGCCGAGAACCUUCAUUCCUUACCCGCUGCCUGAAGGUUAUACAUACGGAAUCACCUGUGGUAAAUGUAAGACUCCGCAGAAGUCAGUGGAGGACAAAGUAGAGAGUAUGACAGAGGAAACUCCACCUGACACAGAACAUCCUCACAUCAAAGACAAGAGUUUCCGGGAGUGCAUCCUGUCCAGGUUCUUUGUGUUGCACCUGAUUUGGUUGUCGGUGAUGCAACUCAGACAUUUUCUGUUCAUCGGCACCUUGAACCCGAUGCUGCAGCGGCUGACCGAUGGAGAGCCCUCACUGGUGAGCCAGUACACCAAUGCUUUUGCUUUAAGUCAGCUGUGUGGGGUGCUGUGUGCUCCAUGGAAUGGUCUCCUCAUGGACAGACACAAGAAGAAGCCCCGUGCAGCAGGAGAGAGUGAACAGGAAGCAGAUCUUCGAGCCUCGGUGCUUUCUCUCUUUGUGACACCGGUGCAGUGCAUUUUGUUCUCCGUUUGUGCUGCCACCCCCUACCUGCCGCUACAGUAUCUCACCUUCAUCAUGCAAGUGCUCAACCGCUCCUUCCUCUAUGGCGGAAAUGCAGCCUUCAUUAGUUUGGCUUUCCCAUCGUGUCACUUUGGGAAGUUGUACAGCCUGGUCAUGGCUCUGUCUGCAGUGUUUUCUCUGCUGCAGUACCCCUGCUUUGCACUGGUGAACGGACCUCUGCAAGGAGACCCACUAUAUGUGAACAUCGGUCUGACGCUGCUCAGCCUGCUGGCAUUUAUACACCCCGUCUCCGUCUACCUGUACUGUCGACGUCUUGCCUCUCAGCGAACACAUUGCAAUGGCGAUAUUGCUGCUGCUGUAUCCUGCAUAAAGAAGAGCUCAUAACUUAAAAUGAACCUCUUACCUCACAUAAUGCUGUUUCCUAUUCAGGUUUUUUGGUUAUAGCUUCAGCGUGGUUGUGUAUACAUGUCAGGCCUUUUUUAAUGGCUUUAUAUUAAUUAAUAUAUAUGUGCAUAGGCUGUUUGACCGACCGAUAAAUCAACUG
Messenger RNA from Thalassophryne amazonica, 1705 nucleotides. RefSeq names its product solute carrier family 43 member 3-like. Gene Ontology annotation, molecular function: transmembrane transporter activity. The transcript has 13 exons. The record is from RefSeq and is a predicted model, not a curated record. Gene Ontology annotation, biological process: transmembrane transport. Lineage: Eukaryota; Metazoa; Chordata; Actinopteri; Batrachoidiformes; Batrachoididae. The coding region runs from base 58 to 1545 and encodes 495 amino acids.